Rhea pennata is the source of this 1566-nucleotide messenger RNA. RefSeq names its product serine and arginine rich splicing factor 5 (gene SRSF5). The transcript has 6 exons. Bases 193 to 606 code for a protein of 137 amino acids. The record is from RefSeq and is a predicted model, not a curated record. NCBI's taxonomy places the organism in Eukaryota, Metazoa, Chordata, Aves, Rheiformes, Rheidae. Gene Ontology annotation, cellular component: nucleus; cytoplasm. Gene Ontology annotation, molecular function: mRNA binding.
GUGCCGCGCCACCUCCAUUUUGCGCCGCGGCACGGAGGUGAGCUCGGCAGUCGGGAGCGAGCCGCCGCCGCCACAGAGGGAGGAGGAGGAGGAGGAGGCUGCCCGCUCGCCGAGCACAGACUUCGCCGCGCGCCCGCCCGGCUCGGCCCGCACCGAGACCGCCGCAGCCCAGCGAGCUCCGCGUCCGCGACCAUGAGCGGCUGCCGUGUCUUCAUCGGGAGGCUGAACCCAGCCGCCAGGGAGAAGGAUGUGGAGAGGUUCUUCAAGGGAUACGGCCGCAUCCGGGACAUCGAUUUGAAGAGGGGGUUUGGGUUUGUGGAAUUCGAGGAUCCAAGGGAUGCAGAUGAUGCUGUCUAUGAGCUCGAUGGAAAAGAGCUUUGCAGUGAGAGGGUUACAAUUGAGCAUGCAAGGGCACGCUCUAGGGGUAGAGGCAGAGGAAGGUACUCUGACCGUUUUAGUAGCCGACGUCCACGUAGUGACAGGAGAAAUGCCCCACCUGUAAGAACAGAAAAUCGCCUCAUAGUAGAAAAUUUAUCUUCCCGAGUCAGCUGGCAGCCUAUCUGUGUCGUUGGCCUUAUGACGAGGAGUGCCUGUGGGUUAUCCUAAUCGUUCUGUCUUGGUCACUCUUGGUUGGGCCUGGUUGACUUUCCAGUCAGCUGCUACAGUGUCAGUUGGCCACCUCUAGAUCUGUGUUUGCCGGUCUAGACGUAAUCGAUGCACUCCUUAAGGUGCCACAUUGCAGCGAUCCCAGAGCGUUAACGAGAUCUGAUUCCUAAGUUGAGAGCUGUUCUUCCUGUAACGCUUCCGAAUAAGAGAUCCUGGUCGAAAAGAGUUGAAAGAUACGAAAUUAGGUGGUCGUUGGAAUCCUGAUCGCAGUAAAGUGGUCCUUGGUAACUUCAAGCAUAGAAAAUGUCUGGAUCCGUCAAUAGUCUCCUAAUAGGGAGGGCAGUGCGAUUAAUGGCUUCCAUCGACUGGGUAGUGUUCGUCAAGUGGGUGGCGAAGAGCCAGUCGGGCAUAAAUCAUGACGGUAUCUCCGGUCGCUUAAUGCAGUUUGCUGCUUGGCUAGCCUAGGGAAAUGUUAAUAAAGGUAAAGUAAACUAUAUUUUUAAUGACAUAUGGGGCACAAAAUAAUUGGUGUUAUGUAAAUGUAAUUCUGUAUCUAUACCUAUAUAUACAUAUAUAUAACAUAAUAUAUAAACCUUGUAAUGUAAAUGAAGACUGAUAUAGUACAAAAAUGUGUGGGUAGUAUUUUGCACUCAGUCCAGUAUAUAUAUCUAUAUGAAUGUAUUUUAUAUAUAUUAAAUAUAAUCUUUAUAGACUAAUAUUUUCUGUAAUGUUAAAUGAGACUUUAUUGGCAUUUUGCUUAAAGCAAUUUGCUUUUUUUCAUUUAUUUCGUGCCCUGAUACAGAUAAUUCAAUUUUGAUAGAAUACAAGUAUGGCAAUUGCCAUGUUUGUAAUUUAUCUAACAUCUUCUUUUUCAGUAGUCAUAAUUUUAUUUAGUUUUAAAAAAAUUGUGUAAAUAUAUAAAUAUUAAUUUCACUUCUUUGUAUAACAUAACUGGUCUUG